UUUGUUUCCGGUAUGCUUCAGAUUAUUUUACAGAGGAUGAAUUUAGCAAAAAAAAAUAUCGCAUUGUAGACUGUGAGAAAAAAAUGUACCAAAAAGAAAAAAAAGAAGAAACGCUGCCGAUCUUGCACAAGGCUUUUAAUCAGGAUUAUAUCGCAUGACUAACGAAAUGAAAAGCUAAGUUAAGCCUUAAUUAUUUUCGCCCCUCAGAUGUUUAUUCACUCAUGGACCACUGGGAGGACUAACGGUCGAUUGUUUUCGCUCAUUGCAGGAAGCCCAACAGCCUCUUAGAAAAUCGUCGAGCUCAAUGUGAUGAGGUUUUUCCCGCGUAAACAGCUAUAAACCAAAUUUGUCGCAAAUGUGAAUUCCAUGUUCGACGUUAUUCGUGCCUCGUUGCAAAUAAUCUCGGUUGGUCACGCAUUACGGCCUUUACUUGUAUUUACACUCAGACAGAUUCUCCCCUGCUACGAAUGGUAGCCCUGCGGGAAAGUAUGCUUCAGCCGAUGCGAAUGUGCGCUUCUGCGUCGCGUUUUGCAUAUUCAUUAUAAUAGUUUUCGAAUGCGGAAAUAGCUUUCCUUGAAGAGAUCUCGACAACGCAGUGCGCACCGCCGCCGCAAAUUUCACGCAACACCAACCGUCGCUGCAAUCGUCGCUUAGCAGGCCUUGGCCUUCGACCGGUCUCAAGAACGGUCUUCUGAAGAGUACCCGGUCGCUUUUGUUCGGACAGCUAAGCGUCCUGGCCGCAAAGACCGCGAGCAUUAAAGCCCUUGACAAGAAAAAAAAAAAAAAACACACGAGCAGAUCACGCAAGAAUGGCUUUGCCUCGUGAAGAGUGAGCGCUGCGGAGAGAAAAGAAAGGCGCGUGCUCGGCCGAUCGAGCCCCCUCGCCCCGGUCGUCCACUGGACUUCUCCGAAAGCGCAGCUUCGAGGCGAGGCCGGCGGCUGUGACGCUCGCCGGCGGCGCGUCAGCGGCGUGUGUGCGAGCGUGGCAGCGGCGCACCACGAGGACGGGCUGGCGAAGGGUGUGGAGCCAGGCCACCGUGACGCGAGGGGCGCGUCACGUGGCCCGGUUCCCCUUUCACCUUCCGCGGUGUAUUCCCGGCUUCCCAUCCGGCCCCAUAACCAGAGAGCGAACAACGGCGGCCCCAAACGCGGCAUCCCCGAGCGGACGCGCUUGCAUGGACCGCACGACAGGCCGCCGCUGCCGGGCCAGCCGCCGAUCGACGACCGCAUGAUGCUCGCGCCGGCUCUGCUGCCGCCGCUGCUGCUGCUGGCGCUGGCCGGCCGCGCGCAGCAGCAGCAGCAGCACUUCCCCAGGACCCGGUUCCAGCCCGUGCACCGGUACCCGCCGCUGCCCAACGGCAUCAAGCUCAGCCCCGAGCUCAUCAACCAGGCGCUCCAGCUGCCCCCCAAUGGCCACCCCCAGGGGCCCGCUCAGCAACAGCAGAGCUUCAGGCCCCAGCGCAUGGUGCAGCUGACGAUACCGCAGGGCGUGCUGCGAGGCCGCGUCCUGCGCACGCCCUCCGGCCGGGGCCUGGUCGCCUUCCUCGGCGUCCCUUACGCUGCCGCGCCCCUCGGGCCGCUGCGCUUCAAGCCUCCCGUGAUACACCCUGGCUGGAGCUCAGUGCUGGACGCGACUGCCUUCCGAUCGGCGUGUCCGCAGUUUGACUACCGCGGGAGGAUCGUCGGCAACGAAGACUGCCUCUUCCUCAACAUCUACACGCCAGGAUACAGGAACGGCCAGACCCCUUCCUACCCCGUGAUGGUGUUUCUGCACGGCGGCAACUUCGAGACUGGAGCCGCAAGCCAGUACGGACCACAGAAGCUCGUCGACAAGGACGUCGUCGUGGUCACCAUAAACUACAGGCUCGGCAUUCUUGGGUUCCUGAGCACGGGCGACAGCGUCUGCCCUGGCAAUCUGGGCCUGCUGGACCAGAACCUGGCGCUCAAGUGGGUGCGCGACAACGUGGCCCACUUUGGCGGUGACCCUUCGCAGGUGACGCUCUUCGGCCAGGGCUCAGGCGCCGUCAGUGUCUUCCUGCACAUCCUGUCACCCCUCAGCCAAGGGCUGUUCGUGCGUGCCAUCGCCGAGAGCGGCAGCCCGCUGAGCGACUGGGCCGUGGAGCCCGAACCGGCGCAGUUCAAGCGCAUCGUGGCCCAGGGCGCGGGAUGCCCGACCGACGGCCCGUCGUUCGCGCUCAUCGACUGCCUCAUGCAGACGCCCAGCAGCGAGUUGCUGCGCAUCCAGCAGGAGAGCAAGGUGUUCGGCGACUUCCCUGUGCGGACGGCGCCUGUGGUGGAGAAGUUCAACCCGCAAGGGGCGUUCCUGCCGGACGAGCCCGCCGCCUUGCUUGAGCGCGGAGAGUUCCGACGAGUGCCGCUCAUCGCCGGCGUCAACAAGGACGAGACCGCCUUCUUUUUUCCCGUGCUGUCGGGGUACCUUCGGGACCGGUCGGCGCGCAGUGCCACGUACGUACGCGACCAGUUGCUGCCGCGGUUCCUGAGCAGCGCGCUGCGCUACAACCGGCCGCCGACGGAUGUCGUGGACUCCGUGGAUGAGACAUACUUCCGCGACGUCAACCCGCUCGACACGAACGCUGUCAUCAGAGCCUUCAUCAACAUGUCGACGGAUGCAAUGUUCGUGGCGCCCAACCAGCUGACGCUGGCCAAGUACUCGCGCUUCGAGGCGCCCACCUACAUGUACGUGUUCGAGUACCGGGGAGACACCAGCCUGCUGGAUGCCCGGCUCGGCUUCCAGAGGCAGUCCUACGACCUCGGUGUGUCCAACGGCGACGAGCUCAUCUAUCUAUUCGACGUGACGGCCGAUGGACUGCGGCCACUGUCCAACCUCGACUCGCUCGUGAGCAGCAGGAUUAUCAACCUCUGGACAGACUUCGCCAAGAGCGGGACGGCACCGCAGUACCCGAACUUCGAGUACCCCGCGUGGCCGCGCGCCACGCCCAGCAACGUGUCGUCAUACCGCAUCGGCCGUUCGCUCCAGCCAGGCCCCGAAUACCGGGUUGAGGCGACGCGCUUCUGGUCGGGAAUCUCGCCCGCGCUGCUCGGCCAGCGGGGCGACGACGACGGCUCGCACUCGGGCGCCCUGGUCACCCCGCCUGGCUACGUGGAGCCCCUGUACCGGACUCUGGCCUGGAGCAUGGUGGCCGUGGCCAUCGCGCUCGCGCUAGCCCUCGUCGUGCUCCUCGUGGUGCUCUACAACCAGAAGAAGAGCCAGAGCUUCCGCGCCAGCUCGGACCUGGACAACUCCCGGGUGUCCGCCGGUGGAUCGACACUCUACUGACGAUGGCACGGGACGUCGCCCCUGUUUAAAUCUCACGCUCACCGGUACAGACUCGAAGGCCACAAGAAGUCUGCUGCGACAUCGCCGCAUGCUUUCGCUCCGAUGCUUUGUGGUCCGGAGCCCAACUGGGAAGCGUCCGCGCACUUGUAACCAACACGCGGCAAGAAAGGCGAGCGGCACACGGCAAACGCGCAGAACUGAGCGUGGAUCGUGCUGAUAUAGGCUUGCCCGGGCAUUAUAUUUUUGCGCUUGGAGCGGCGAACGGGUCAUUCGUUUGUUGCGACCACUCUUUGGAGGCAAACUUACAGGCUCUAUAGGUCAGUGUUUCUGGCAAAUGCAAGUGAGUGAAGAAGCUUGUGAAUGGUAUAAUUGAUGCUACCUGAGCAGAGCAAAGAGACUGCCUAAAGCAUGCUGUUUCGCGUAGAAGUAGCUCUGCUGCGCUGGCACGAUCGUCGGGCGAGGCCACAAGGUGAGGAUUUAGAAUGGCAGAUUGUAUUUUACGCUUCAAUGUCCAUGUGCUUCAGCUUCAGCUCAAACCUAGUGAACCGUGAAUUCUGUAGAUCGGCGGUCACCGCCUCUUUUCUUAUUGCGGCAUAUCGCUGAUUUUCAUCGGUGCGUAAAAUCAUUGCAAGCGUAAUAUAACUUUACUGUAAUUGAAAUUGUAAAAAAAAAUUAAUUAUCGGGUUUUACGUGCCAGAACCACGAUCUGAUUAUGAGGCACGCCGUAGUGGGGGCUCUGCACCUGGGGUUCUUUAACGUGCACCAAAAUCUAAGUAUACGGUUGUUUCGGCAUUUAACGCCCCGUGAAAUGCGGCCGCCUAGGCCGGGAUUCGAUCUCGCGACCUCGUGCUUAGGAGCCCAACACCAUAGCCACUAAGCAACCACGGCGGGUAAUUGAAAUUGUAGUUAGAAGGCAUGGACCUAAAGAAGGCGUGGAUUUCAUUUCAGGGGUGCAUGUGACACGUAGUUUUUGCAGGUUCGCUCCGAGAGAAGUGGUAGACUUAGCGCGAACGACCUUAGGUGCUGCUAUACCGCGGUUGUCCUCGCAGCGUGUAAUUCGGCCAGCUUUAAGAAAAAAGCAACUGUUUGUGUGAGGGGGCGAACGUUCCGAAACAAAGCUAUUGUGCAUUUUUAUUGCUGACUCGCAGUGGACAGAUGAUGGGAACUUUCAUUUCGCUUCCAACGUUCUCAGCUCUUCCUUGUUUUUCUUCCUCUUUUUUUUUUGUCGAAGUGAGUAUAAUUUUGUUCAGCUUUCUCACUUCCAUUCAAGCUAGACAUAGUUUUGUUUUGUAUGUAAGUGCCUUAUAUACAAAGUGCGUGCAGACAAAAUGUGGCAUUUCACGACAGAGUAUGCAUUUUUAGCCAUAAUAGGCUAUCGCCGGCGGGUAAUGUAAGGCGCCGGAGUGUUGGAUAGAGCUCGCGUUGUCACAUAUAGAAAAAAAAAAAAAGACAGCAGAGACACGUUUGUAUUUAUCGUGUAUAGUCUUGUAUAUUUCGCGCACGAUUGCAUAACAAUUUAUAGUAGUGUCUACAGUAAAAAUGAAUCCUAAUAUGUUCUGUUACCGCAAGCUAAGAAAGCUUGUGUCAUAUGUGUUUAGUUCACACGCCAUCCUCAUGAUAUUCGCAUCCGCAGCAUUGUCAAACCAUACUUUUCAAAUUACAGCGAGUACCUCAAGUGGGAUAGCACAUAGAAUUUAAGUCCGUUAGUACGCGCCAUGGGUGUUGUUCAUGAGAAUUAGUGCGAUCUGUGCACAAGAUUUUAAACAUUCGCUGCAUACGAACGUAUCCCAACAAGUGUCAUGAAGGGACCUGCCGCAACUGUUGGUAUGGCUUUACAGUGAAUUACGAUCUAUUAUAUAGUAUAUGUUCGCUGAGAUAUGCUGUUGUGGAAUGAAGUUCAGAGCUGAGAAGCUAAAGGGGCAACUCAUCAGCACAAAUGUCACAAGUAAACGUGCUCCGAGGCGGAAAGAAGGUGGGCAUUAUUGAAAGUGGUCAACGAGGCACUGACGCCGCUGAGAGUAUCGUUGUUAAAUGUAUAGAAGGUCCUGUAUAUCCCCUGGGUAUCUUGAAUCUUGAACCUGGUACGAUGCAAGAGCAACCUAAACAUAUCCUUGAAGCAAUAUCACAUUGUUAUUGUGCGCUAUAGUUUCAUUUCAUAACAGAUCCUCUUAGAGGUUCGAUCCUCACGCUUAAAUGAGAGAUGAAACUGGGAUUGUGUCGAGGGGAUGAAAUCAAAUGUAAACAUCCGUAGCAAAACCCGUGAGCAGCAAUAUCGCAGGAGUAUGGUUUCGUAUCGCCCGUCGCCCCAAUGCCCAACCCACAAGUUACGCACCAUCCGUACAGGUACUGUGCAUGAUGACUGUUGCAAACUUCCGUGUCGCUACAAGUCGGCAAAUGCAACUCCACGCUUUGUUUCCGCAACGGGACGCCACGUAGUGAACAAAAAAGCUAAAGCGCUACGCGACGUAUGCCCUUUAUCAUGCUUCAACCUACGUAAACGGAUGUGUAUUCGUAUACAUUCCAACAAGCUACACGUCCUCAAUGUCAUGUUAGAUUUCUCCAGGUGACUGUUAGUCGGUCAGCUAGAUCUCGAACCAAUGUGGUGGGAUGCCUGCGAGAGGUCGCGCCAUCCUUUCAAAAUGAAAGCGAAAUGUUUGACGAGCUGUAAUUCAGCACAAAUGCGAUUGUGGAUUUUGCGUACGUGCUUUUCAGUCUUGACCAGUUCGCCGAGACGGCCUAUGUCGACAAAGUUUUGUUACGUCAGUCUAUCUUCCUCGGUUAGUACUUUGUAUAGUAGGAAAUGCUAACUGCCACCUAAUAGAAGCCUGAGCGAUGUGCAAGCGUAUUACCACGUUAGCUGUGUGGCAUUCUACACGGGACGAAUGCAGUUUUUAUAAAAAAGAAGUGACGGUCUCAGAAGUGGUUACAUUAGAAAACUACAGCUUUGUUGUUCAUCAGUGUACUUAGAUUGCAGCACCCAGAGCACGUGUUGCGCAUAUCCAUCUCAAGUUAUUAUUAUUGUUACUAUUUUCACUAAACGCGGCGUCACUGGCCCUGUGUCAUGCACAUCAAGACUGCACUACAUACGACUCAGCCGCAGAGAAUGCUCUAACACUGACAACGAACCCUUUGGCCACUGUUUCUCUAUGCAUACGCAUGUUUGUACAUAGGACAUAUAUCCUUAACAUGUGAUUCAUACUGCCACUCCACGAAUCAUUGUUGCGCCACAUGUUCUUGUGCGUUUUUCUCUUGUAAAAACAAAGAAAAAUAAAAUUUAGCGACAUUGUUACUUCAA
Molecule: messenger RNA, 6593 nt
Organism: Dermacentor andersoni
Lineage: Eukaryota; Metazoa; Arthropoda; Arachnida; Ixodida; Ixodidae
Product: cocaine esterase-like
Source: RefSeq, a predicted model, not a curated record